AUGACAGCAUUGAAGAAUGAUGGAUCUUUACUUGUAAUUUGCGAAAUCGAAUAUUCGUCGCCUAAACCAAAAAUUAGCGUUGAACAAGAAGUGAAAGCAGAACCUUUGGAUGAAAAGAAUGAGGUUGAUGAUAAGACGCUUAAAGCUCACAGAUGUAUUUUGGGCCAAGAUAGUGAAGUGUUCCGUUCAAUGUUUGCCAAAAAAUCAAUGUUGGAGGCUCAGGAAAGGAUUAUUGCUAUUAAGGAUUCAAAGUUUGAACCUGUGCGUGCAAUGAUAGACUACAUGUAUACGGAUUCGACAUAUCUUGUGGAAGAUUAUGCAAAAGAUAUUUUGGUCAUAGCUGAUAAAUAUGCCGUUUUGCCUCUGAAGGAGCUAUGCGAACGAUAUCUCUCAACUGAUAUUAACCGUGGAAAUGCAUGCGCAAAAGUGUAUCACAGAGAUGUUCUAAGCUCCGCAAAUAGGAAAGUAAUGAAGGAAGAAAGACUGAAGUUGAUAAGCGAUCUUUUGAAAUCAAUAUUUUUCGGUGGUGUUCUUUCAGAUCUCAAUGGUUUGAAUUUUAGCCCUAGCGACAAAACUGAUCCGACAUACUGGUUGAAGGAAAGAUUUGGAUGGCUUCGUUUAAAUGAACAAACUACAGAUAAUGAAGAUGAGUAA
Molecule: messenger RNA, 654 nt
Organism: Loa loa (African eye worm)
Lineage: Eukaryota; Metazoa; Nematoda; Chromadorea; Rhabditida; Onchocercidae
Product: BTB/POZ domain-containing protein
Exons: 4
Coding region: 1-654 (217 amino acids)
Biological process (GO): regulation of proteolysis; proteasome-mediated ubiquitin-dependent protein catabolic process
Cellular component (GO): nucleus; cytoplasm
Molecular function (GO): ubiquitin protein ligase binding
Source: RefSeq, a predicted model, not a curated record